AUGGAGAAACAACUACCACUGCAACAAGUCGUGGAGAAACAACUACCACUGCAACAAGUCAUGGAGAAACAACUACCACUGCAACAAGUCAUGGAGAAACAACUACCACAGCAACAAGCUAUGGAGAAACAAAUUCAGCCUUUGACACUGUUGAGGAUAGAGGAUGGAAUUAGUGAAAACGCAAUUGAAAUACUGCGUAGGUUACAGGCUGGUCUGGUUGUUGGAAGAGCUUUAGAGAUAACAAGUCCAGACGACUGCCCUGAAGGAAUCACAAACUUUAUUAUGGUGGAUCGACAAAAUUUAUUAAAGACUACGUUUGAAGAAAUUGGAGAUUUGCAAAACAAUCUCUAUACAUUGGAGGUUCAGUUUUAUGAGUCUGCAUUGGACUAUGGUGGACCUCGCAGAGAAUUCUUUAUGUUAGUGUUACGUGAAAUAAAAGAAAAAUACUUUGACCCAGGUUUCAAUGAUGUUCUAGGCAAUGAUUACUAUAAAGUUGGUUUGAUAUUAGGGCUAAGUAUACUGCAGAACGGAAAGAUUGCACAAUUUAUCAGUGAUGAUGUCAUUAAACAGGUUUUUGAUAGUUCUCAUGUAACAACAUCCCCUUGCUUUCUCAAGUUAAGAGAGGGAUUCAAAGACGUAGGAAUAUACCAGAUUUGUCAAGAACUGCCGGUAUUUCUUGAUCUUUUCCAUCGAGGUUAUGAGACAUUAACAUUCAAAAGAUUUACCACUUUGUUCAAACCACAGUUCAGUGAGGAUGGUUCAAAUGCGAGGAGAUUUGAAGGGGAAGUUUAUUCACCUUUUUUGCAAUACCUGAGAGAAGCUGCAAGUGGACGCAGAGGCAAUAUAACGUUGGGUCAUGUGUUGGGCUUUUCGACUGGAACGGAUGAAGAGCCCGUAUUAGGGUUUGCUUUGCAGCCCUCAAUAAAGUUUGUGGAAGUUCCAAACAGUUAUAUUCCCACAGCAAAUACCUGUAUCAAUUGCUUGAAGAUUCCUAGACCAUCUUUUCAACGACCUUUGCCAUCAAAGGAGUUUCUUUUCAAUUUGUAUGAUCACGCUUUUGCAAAUUCAUACUUUGGUUUGGUAUAA
Messenger RNA from Dendronephthya gigantea, 1086 nucleotides. RefSeq lists its product as uncharacterized. Gene Ontology annotation, molecular function: ubiquitin-protein transferase activity. The record is from RefSeq and is a predicted model, not a curated record. NCBI's taxonomy places the organism in Eukaryota, Metazoa, Cnidaria, Anthozoa, Malacalcyonacea, Nephtheidae. The coding region runs from base 1 to 1086 and encodes 361 amino acids. The transcript is spliced from 6 exons.